UGUUUCUACAACUCUUGUCCAAAUCCAUUUUAUUUCCAUAAUUAACUCCCCUCUCUCUCUUUCUUAUCUCUCACCGACGAACACGCACAGAUUCACCCACAAAAACACGCACAAAAAAUGUCUUCUCCAAGCAAACGCAGAGAGAUGGAUUUGAUGAAGUUGAUGAUGAGUGAUUACAAAGUGGAGAUGAUCAAUGAUGGGAUGCAAGAGUUUUAUGUGCAUUUUCAUGGACCUGCUGAAAGUCCAUACCAUGGAGGUGUGUGGAAGCUAAGGGUUGAGCUUCCAGAUGCUUAUCCUUACAAAUCUCCAUCGAUUGGCUUCGUUAACAAAAUUUACCAUCCAAAUGUCGAUGAAAUGUCGGGUUCGGUUUGCUUGGAUGUGAUUAAUCAGACAUGGAGCCCCAUGUUCGACUUGGUGAAUGUAUUUGAGGUGUUCCUUCCACAACUUCUGUUGUAUCCAAACGCUUCAGAUCCAUUGAAUGGUGAGGCUGCGGCUCUUUUGAUGCGUGAUAAAACUUCUUAUGAACAACGAGUUAAAGAGUAUUGCGAGAAGUACGCGAAAGCAGAGGAUGUGGGUGGCCUUCCAGAAGAGAAAUCGAGCGAUGAGGAGCUGAGUGAAGACGAGUAUGACUCGGGAGAUGAUGACAUGGCAGCGGGCCCGGUGGACCCGUAAUUGGACCAAUUGAUCGUUGUUUAUGCUUUUCGAUGUUUGUACAUUAUGUUUUAGUUAUUGUAAUUGUAAUUGUGUCUUGUUGACUUAAAAAAAAAGACCAUUUGUAUGGGAAAGGAUGAAAAAGAAAGUCCUGAUCCCUCUGUGUAUUUCAUCUCGUGUACAUAAAUUCAUCUGCUUCUGUUCUUGUACUUUAAUGGUUUAUUUGCUUCAUGACUGUAUGUAUGUCUCAAAGAAACUGAUUGUUUAUAUGUUAAUGAGACUCUUGAUGGUUCAGCA
Molecule: messenger RNA, 948 nt
Organism: Helianthus annuus (common sunflower)
Lineage: Eukaryota; Viridiplantae; Streptophyta; Magnoliopsida; Asterales; Asteraceae
Product: ubiquitin-conjugating enzyme E2-23 kDa
Exons: 6
Coding region: 118-672 (184 amino acids)
Biological process (GO): ubiquitin-dependent protein catabolic process; protein polyubiquitination
Cellular component (GO): nucleus
Molecular function (GO): ubiquitin conjugating enzyme activity
Source: RefSeq, a predicted model, not a curated record